Messenger RNA from Blepharisma stoltei, 1352 nucleotides. The record is from the annotation of a GenBank genome assembly. NCBI's taxonomy places the organism in Eukaryota, Ciliophora, Heterotrichea, Heterotrichida, Blepharismidae.
AUGAAGCUUUCUAUCCCAGCUAACGAAAGCCAAAAUAGACUAUUAUUAAAAGAUAUUGAUAUUCCUUUAUGUCCUGAAGAUUUAUACGGCCAAGAAGAAAGCAACCCAAACAUUUUUGAGUCAACAAUUCCUAUACACGCUUUUGCUGAGCCGAAUCUAAAUUUAUAUUCAAGCUCUCGUCCUGUGACAGCCCCUACAACUCGCCGUCAUAAUUUAAGGCCGAAUAAGCAAGCUCAAAAAGUAUCAGAUAUUAUGAACAUGACUUUUACUUCCCCAAAAUCUUCUAUUGAGUCGAGAUCCCAGCUAUGCGAUUCCCUAAGGUUUAAACCUAUGAAUCUCAGCCGUUUAUCGAGAAACUGCAGAAGUGCUUCAAAAACGAGAGACAGUGUAAAUAUAAAUAAACAAAGUAUGCACCCGAAGGUGAAACUUAUGAGGGGUUAUCAUAAAAAUGAUGAGGAGCUCAUUGAUAAUAAAGAGUUAUAGGGUUUUCCCCUAUAUACUGAGUUAGUUCCAAUAACCAAAGGAUUCCGACAGAAUCCACAGCCCUAAUAGGAUUAUAUAAGGAAAAACCCUAUAUAUCAGAUAGCUAAAUCGAAAUCUAUUGAGGCUAUACUUUUUUAUAGAGAAAUUUUUAACAAUAUAUAAAUAAUAAAAAAAAUAGAGAAAUAUUAAGAAUAAUAAAGGAUAUUUUAAAGCUAAACUCAAAAAACCCUGAAAGCAUUGGGGUAGCAGUUUUACAAUUAGAAAAAGAAGAACAGGUCCAUAAGCCGAAAAUUAAGCCAACUUUAGCUGAGUCAAGAGGAAACUCACCGUUAAGAGAUACACAAAAAUUAAGUGAUUUUGCAUUAGAAAUAAAAAACAAAAUUUGAAAUAGAAAAAACACUGCAAAUAAUCCUGAAACAUCACAAAAAGUAUUGAAAAAAGAAGAAAAUGAAGAAAUUUGAAAUUUAAGCACACAGGAGGAUACUGAGUCUGGGUAUAAAGCUGCAAGAUAUGAAGGGGUUUCAGUCCUUUCUAAGAUUUUAUUACAGCAGAGAAGCCAGCUGCAUUAUUUUGAAGCAAGCUUAGAUUGGCUUCCCUGCCCUCAAAGCCCAAAACACAGCUCUCGGCCUGGCACACAAGCUUCACCUACAAAUCGAUACAAAGACCUCCAACGACCAGCCACCCAAUCUCCCAGAAAAUCUUUCAAAACUUUUCAAAUUUUCGAAAAUGAGCCUCAAAAUAUAAUAGAAAGCACCCGAAUUUCCCCAUUUGCCCGACAAUUUAUCCCAAAAACUCCAAAAAAAUCAAAUAAAGAUAUAAUCACAGUGAUCCCAAAAAAAUAUUAUUUUGGGAGCAAAGCACAUAUAUAA